Messenger RNA from Microdochium trichocladiopsis, 680 nucleotides. RefSeq names its product SOH1-domain-containing protein. The transcript is spliced from 2 exons. Gene Ontology annotation, cellular component: core mediator complex; mediator complex. Gene Ontology annotation, biological process: regulation of transcription by RNA polymerase II. Lineage: Eukaryota; Fungi; Ascomycota; Sordariomycetes; Xylariales; Microdochiaceae. Gene Ontology annotation, molecular function: transcription coregulator activity. The record is from RefSeq and is a predicted model, not a curated record. The coding region runs from base 123 to 518 and encodes 131 amino acids.
CGCGAUUUCGACAAACAACCACCACGACGGCACGCCACGACGUCCAACCAAUGCUAUCAUUGCCUAGGGACUGAACGACAGCUUGGCGACAGAGAUCACAAGGUUGACACUGCACUCUCGCCAUGCAGUCCUCCCACGACGUGACAAUGGGCAACGCGCCUCCUUCCAUCCCGUCCGCAACCACGACUGGCGGCGACACGGAGCCGAAGUACGGCGGGUUCUCGCGCUUCGAGAUUGAGCUCGAGUUUGUCCAAUCCCUCGCAAACCCAUUCUACCUCAACGACCUCGCCUCGCAGAAGCUCCUCUCGGACCCGGCCUUCGUCGCAUACCUCGCGUACCUCCAGUACUGGACGCGCCCGCCCUACCUCAAGUACCUCACCUACCCCGGCCCGACGCUCAAGCACCUCGAGCUGCUACAGCAGGAGAAGUUCCGCCAGGACAUCAUCAGCCCGGAGCUUGCGCAGAUCCUGGCUGCCGAAGGCGUCAAGGCCUCCGUGGAGUGGCACAAGGAUCGGUGAUGUAGAGGCGGUCGGCCUCCAGAUGAGAAAUGGGAAGAGGGAUCAAUACACCAUCCUGGCGGAAAACUUGAGCAAUGUGCAGCUCUUGUGCUCGAAGAAGGGUAUUGUGCUUGGCGUGGGAAUGCCAUGCUCGCCCACGUUUGGCACAAUGCCACACAAUGU